Molecule: messenger RNA, 2286 nt
Organism: Phlebotomus papatasi
Lineage: Eukaryota; Metazoa; Arthropoda; Insecta; Diptera; Psychodidae
Gene: loqs
Product: interferon-inducible double-stranded RNA-dependent protein kinase activator A homolog
Exons: 6
Coding region: 160-1338 (392 amino acids)
Source: RefSeq, a predicted model, not a curated record
CGGAAAAAAACAGCGAAACUCUCCUGUCAGUUUGGAAAAUUUUGUUUUAUGUGCGGUGUGUUUGGGAGUGUGAAAAAUCAGUGAAAAUCACAAGCAGUUCGUGUUUUCCAACUGAAUAGGCGGUUGGAACAUCCAGGAGAUAUCAUUAAAAAGUGAGGAAUGGUGAAACGAGGAAAACCUUUGAGGAAACUUCAAAUGGCCGCCCUGCAAAACGCGGUGGAGAAACUCAGCUUGAACGAGAACACGCCAACUGCCCAUUCAGAGGAUCAAAUAUCAACUUUUCCGCAACGUCGCAAGAAUAAGCCCUUUCCCAGGAAUCUGCAGCCGACUACGCCAACGGAGAACAUGGCUAUUGAAGAGGCACUCAAGAAUCAGGAGAUAUCGGUCAUGCCGAUGAAGACGCCAGUGUCAAUUCUGCAAGAGCUACUGAGUCGUCGAGGUAUUACACCGACUUAUGAGCUGGUGCAGAUCGAGGGGGCCAUCCACGAGCCCACAUUUCGCUAUCGGGUCUCUUUCAAUGAUAAGGAUGCGAUGGGUGCUGGACGCUCGAAGAAGGAGGCCAAGCACGCUGCCGCCAAGGCUCUCAUCGACAAGCUCACUGGGCACCUGGCCAUUGGUGGGGAGCAGAUGGAAGCUGCUCUCGAGACUAUGCUAGGCCCCAGCGGCUAUGACGAUAAGGUCAUGGGUAAUCCGAUUGGGUGGCUUCAGGAGAUGUGCAUGGCUCGUCGUUGGCCACCCCCAACGUAUGAGACAGAGAUGGAAGUGGGACUACCACAUGAACGUCAGUUUACGAUUGCUUGCACUGUGCUCAAGUAUCGGGAAGUGGGUCAGGGAAAGAGCAAAAAGAUUGCAAAACGCAUUGCAGCUCAUAAGAUGUACACCAGGCUCCAGGACAGCCCCCCAGACUCCAGUCAGGUUAAUCAGAUCAUCGAUGAGGAAGCCAAUGAAGAGAUCAAUCAGAAACUCAAUCGCUAUGCUGACUUGAAAGAUGCCCAUAUUCCGACGCUAACAAACCAACAUAGCUUCAAAGUGGCCCAAUUUCAUAAGAGUCUCAAGGCUCUUUUUGGGAAGGCAUUGACCAAAUUACAGGCUGCCAAACUUUCAUCUCCGGACUUAAAUUGUGUUCAAUUGUUGCAAGAAAUUGCUUCUGAGCAUCAAUUUGAUGUGACUUAUGUGGAGAUCGAGGAGAAAACUUAUUCGGAUUGCUAUCAGUGUUUGGUACAAUUGUCCACUUUGCCGGUGGCUGUUUGCCAAGGUGCAGGAGAAACAAGGGCCGAUGCUAAGACUUCUGCUGCUCGCAAUGCUCUUGAAUAUCUCAAGAUAAUGACAACCAAGUAAAGAGCCACAAUGAUUAUGCUCUGGAGGAAUUUUUAUUUCGAUGUGUCCAGGAGUGACGGAAGGAUGGAUGAUUGUCAAAGUAAGUGGCUCAUAAAAUAUUUUUUUUUAACACAAUUUUUUUCUCCGUGAUUGAAAAGGGAGAGACUAAAGAUGAACAAAAAAAAAACAAUGCACUACAAAAUGAAAAAAACAAAGUCUUAAGAUUACUCUGUGCACAAGUACCACAAAAAGUGAAAAUUUCUCACAUAAUUUUUGAUUAUUUUUAUCUUUUUGCAUGAUUUAUACUUCUUUGACUUUGUUUCCUCUUUAACAAAUCUCAUAGAUUAUUAAAUAGUAAAUGUUCCUGUGUGAACGUUAUAGGAAGAGAAAACCCGAAAAAAAAUGAAAGAUUUGUUUGUUUUUUGCGUGUAAAUUGCAAACAAGAAAAUUAAUUUAUACAGUCUCUAUUAAUUUUCAUGUCAUAUUAUACAUGUUAAUAUUGUACACAGAAGUGCUAGGGUGUGGAGAAAAGAAUAAAAAUUUUCAUAGCAAAAGAAAAGUAAGGAAAAAGUCAUCCUCACCAUAGACUUUCUGUUAAUAUGUAUAGAACAAAAAAAAAGUGAAAAUACAAGUAAAUAAAUUAUAAUUACCCUCCCAAAAAACAAAACAAAGAACAAGAAGAAAUUUUCUGAGAAAUCAAUAAAAAGUCUUUAGUAGUGUAUCCUUUGCAAAUGAGAGAAGUUAUUACCAAAAGAAAAAAAAAAGAAAACAAUGGAGAAAUAUUUCCAACAAAAGAAAAGGUGUUAAAAAGAAAAUCACUAUAAAUUUCUGCUUUUUAAAUGGAAAUACAUGAGAAACUCUCGCUACAUAAAUAACUUUAAAUAUUAUACUAAUCGAGCAUUAAAAUAAUUAACACAAAAAAAUUAAAAAAAAAACUAAGUAUUUUAUAUUCACAAAAAAAAAGAAAAA